Molecule: messenger RNA, 1318 nt
Organism: Cladophialophora immunda
Lineage: Eukaryota; Fungi; Ascomycota; Eurotiomycetes; Chaetothyriales; Herpotrichiellaceae
Exons: 2
Coding region: 229-1218 (329 amino acids)
Biological process (GO): glutathione biosynthetic process
Cellular component (GO): glutamate-cysteine ligase complex
Molecular function (GO): glutamate-cysteine ligase catalytic subunit binding; oxidoreductase activity; enzyme regulator activity
Source: RefSeq, a predicted model, not a curated record
GGCAUGAUAUGUAAUACCAAUCACGACGAGAUCACGCGAGUCAAGAGACGAAACACACCGUCGCAAAGAAACCUGAACAGAAAUUCGUCGAGGGCAUAGAACGUGCUCGGUGUAUUCAGGCCGUAUCCCACGGGCCAUCACCUGUCUGUCCUGCGCCGAACGACUCGACUCAUCGCACCGCACCGUACCGCACCCAGCACAGCGCAGCGCAGCGCAGAGCCUCUCAAGAUGAAGCUCAUCCUCUCUACCUCCAAUAUCAUGUCCUCGGGCCACCCCGUCGUGCGGCGGCCACUGUUCUCGCGGUCCAACAUUGAACUCAUCAAUUCCCUGCGCGCCAAUUUCGCCUCGUUUAAACACUACGCUCCCGCUCCUCCUGCCUCGGAGGGCGGCGCCGCCGAGAAGUUUACGCCUCCCGUAUGGACGACGCAGGAGGAUGACACACUCUACGUUCCCUCGUGGCGGACGACCCCGCUAGUCGAGCCCCGCGACUCCUACGACGUGACCUGCAAACUAUUCUUCCUCCCCGGCAUCCCCAGUACGCGGCGGUGCCGGCACACGCGAGAAGCCAUCGAUCUGGUACUGAAAGAGCUGGGCGUCGACACCAUUGACCUGUUGAUCGUCUCAUUCCCUCAUGUGACCUUUGACGCCGACGAUGAAGAGGAGGACGAGGAUGAGGAGGAGCGGGCUUCCGCGGACGAGAAUCCCAGCGAGGCCAGCGACGAGUUGGAAGGCUUGGAGGCCCAGGUCAAGACCUGGCAGGUGCUGGAGUCGCUCUAUGACAAGGGCGUCAUCUCCCAGCUGGGCGUGUCCGAGUUUAGUUCGGAGCGACUCGCGAAAUUCCUGCCAGAGGUCCGAGUCCGGCCCAAGGUCGACCAGAUCAACGUCAAGGACUGCUGCGUCGUGCCCAAGACACUCAUCAUGUACGCAAAGGAGAACAAGAUUGAGCUUUUGACACACGCGGAUUGCAUGGACAUUCUCCCACCCGGAACGACGAGGGAGUUGCUGGGACCCGAUAAAGAUGGAGCUGGCAUUCUGGCUGCGCACCCAGAUGGCGGACCCGAAGAGCCCGGGCUGAAGGGCGAUAUCGAGCCGCAAUGGGUCAUCAAGUAUACCGCGGUGGUGAAAAACCGCGGCGUCAUCGAGAACAAAGGGUACUUCGCCGUCGCGCAGCUGGGAAGCUGUAUCGAGGAGAAGCCAGUCGAGGCCCCAGCAUCAUGAGGCCGUCCAGCAACCCCUCGGAGUUAUAGUAAAACUUGAGCUUUAGCAUGGCGCUGGGUAGACCGACUUCUUUCAAAGAUCUUCCGUGAUCUCCUUUCGC